CUUCAACCUACCUUAAUUUUUUUCUCGUUUCACCUCAACAUCAAUUCGUCAUUACUUGACCUACCCACCUAUCCGCAUACCUUGUUACGCCCCUCUUUAUCCUCAGACGAACUCACCCGACCUCGACCGACCUCCCACCGAUCAAGAACAAACAAGAUGACUCAAGAAUACCAACCCCCACCUCUCCCCCCGCCCUUCCACCACCACAACCACCGCACACAAUCAACAGCUACCACCACCACCACAAGCACUACAACGCUACCCCCGCCGAUCCUCCUCACGCAGGGCGCCGAAGCCCAUCUCUACAAAACGCACUACCUGAACGCGACCACCCACCCGGCGGCGCUGAAGAUCCGGCCCUCCAAACCGUACCGCCACCCGAUCCUCGACCGGCGCCUGACGCGCCAGCGCAUCCUCCAGGAGGCGCGGUGUCUGGCCAAGCUCGUGCGCGAGGGGGUGGCGGUGCCGGCGCUGUACGCCGUGGACUGGGAGGGGCAGACGGUGGUGGUCGACGCCGCCACGGGGGCGGAGCGGUACGGCGGGGCGUGGCUGCUGAUGGAGUGGGUGGAGGGCGACGUGGUGCGGGUGGUGGUGCAGGCGUGGGAGCGGGCGAUGCUGGCGCGGUUCGCGGCGGCAGAUCAGCACCCUCGGCGGCGACAGGCCGACGGGGAGAUGGAGGUGGAUGGCGACCAGGGCGACAACGGGCAUGUGGAGCGCAAGCGCGAGGAGGAGCGGAUGAAGGAUCUGCUGCGGCGCAUUGGGGCCGCCGUCGGCCGGUUGCAUGCGGCCGGGGUGAUCCAUGGGGAUCUGACGACGAGUAAUCUCAUUCUGCGGCCCAAGAAGGAGAGCGGGCAGGGGGACGGGGAGGGGGAGGGGGCAGGCGAGGUGGAUCUGGAGGGUGAGGUCGUGCUCAUUGAUUUUGGCCUGGCGAGUCAGAGUGUCCAGGAUGAGGAUCGCGCGGUGGACCUGUAUGUGCUCGAACGCGCGUUUGGGAGUACGCAUCCCCGCACGGAGGCGUUCUUCGCGGAGGUGCUGGAGGGGUAUCGCGCUAGUUAUCGCGGGGCUGCAUCGGUGUUGAAGCGCUUGGAGGAGGUGCGCUUGCGCGGGAGGAAGAAGAGUAUGUUGGGCUGAGGAGGCUUGUUUCGUUUACCUGAAAAGGGGAGGGGGGUUGCUUUGUGUGGCGGGGACUGGGUUGAUGAGGAUAGAGGAAAUGGAUAGAACUAUGCUUCAUUCAUCAUCACUAGGUUU
Messenger RNA from Aspergillus japonicus CBS 114.51, 1248 nucleotides. RefSeq names its product serine/threonine protein kinase BUD32 (gene bud32). Gene Ontology annotation, biological process: protein phosphorylation. The record is from RefSeq and is a predicted model, not a curated record. Gene Ontology annotation, molecular function: ATP binding; protein serine/threonine kinase activity. Gene Ontology annotation, cellular component: cytosol; EKC/KEOPS complex; nucleus. NCBI's taxonomy places the organism in Eukaryota, Fungi, Ascomycota, Eurotiomycetes, Eurotiales, Aspergillaceae. The coding region runs from base 157 to 1131 and encodes 324 amino acids. The transcript has a single exon.